Molecule: messenger RNA, 3422 nt
Organism: Antechinus flavipes (yellow-footed antechinus)
Lineage: Eukaryota; Metazoa; Chordata; Mammalia; Dasyuromorphia; Dasyuridae
Gene: AGMO
Product: alkylglycerol monooxygenase
Exons: 13
Coding region: 204-1547 (447 amino acids)
Biological process (GO): lipid biosynthetic process
Cellular component (GO): endoplasmic reticulum
Molecular function (GO): oxidoreductase activity; iron ion binding
Source: RefSeq, a predicted model, not a curated record
GCUGCAGAAGAGCUUCCUUGGUCUCCUUUAACAAGCCCCAGCUUGGCACUGGUUUUCCCUCAUCACCGGUGGGACCUGCACCUUCUUGUCAUCUGCCCUGGCCUUCGGGCAGGGCCCAGCCUCGGCUCACUCACCAAGAGUAAUCUUUGGGUCACUGGUCACCAUCCUUUCUCUCUCUAGCUUCUGAUCUGACCAGGGCUCAGAUGGCCAUCCCAGAGGCCCCCAAGAAGGUUUCUCUCUCCCAGGGCAUCCGCAUGAUGUUCUAUGCCAUGAAGCCCAAUGAGACCUCCUUCCAAAGCCUGGAAGAGGUGCCUGACUAUGUGAAACAGGCAACCCCAUUUUUCAUUUCCCUGCUACUGCUUGAGCUGGUCCUCAGCUGGAUCCUCAAAGGGAAGCCAGCAGGACGAGUGGAUGAUGCUUUAACCUCCAUCUCGGCCGGUGUCUUAUCUCGACUACCCAGACUCUUUUUCCGGAGUAUUGAGCUGUCUGCUUAUAUUUAUGUCUGGGAGAAUUAUAGACUCUUCGAACUGCCUUGGGAUUCUCUAUGGACAUGGUAUUUGACCUUCUUGGGAGUUGACCUUGGCUACUAUUGGUUUCACCGCAUGGCUCAUGAGGUCAACAUCAUGUGGGCAGCACACCAGACACAUCACAGCUCUGAAGAUUACAACUUAUCCACUGCAUUGAGACAAUCUGUCUUCCAAAUUUAUACAUCCUGGAUCUUUUACUGUCCCCUGGCACUCAUCAUCCCUCCUCCGAUGUAUGCUGUCCAUCUCGAGCUCAAUCUUCUCUACCAGUUUUGGAUACACACUGAGAUCAUUGAAAACCUUGGACCUUUGGAACUUAUUCUCAACACUCCAAGCCAUCAUCGAGUUCACCACGGCAGAAACCCAUAUUGUAUAGACAAAAAUUUUGCUGGAACCCUUAUUAUUUGGGAUAGAAUUUUUGGUACAUUUGAAGCAGAAAAUGAAAAGGUUUCAUAUGGUCUCACCCAUCCCAUUAACACUUUUGAACCAAUCAAAGUACAGUUUCAUCACUUGCAUUAUAUUUGGGCCACAUUUUGGACCACACCUGGCUUCUGGAACAAGUUGUCUGUCCUAUUCAAAGGACCAGGAUGGAGUCCUGGAAAACCUAGGCUUGGUCUUCUUGAGGAAAUCCCCAAGGUCACAGGAAAGGAAGUCCUUUAUGCUACCCGGGUAUCUGGUUCUCUCCAGCUGUAUGCCCUUGUGCAAUUUGCUCUGAUGCUUGGCUUUUAUGAGGACACAUUAGCUGACAAAGGCGCAUUAUCACAGGCUACUCUCUUCCUGAGAACGGGCUACAUCAUUCUGACACUGACCUCCAUUGGAUUCCUUAUGGAUCAAAGGCCUCAAGCACCCAUUGUGGAAACCAUCCGGUGCUCAAUGUUUCUAAUACUGCAUAAGUUGAAUUAUUUGAAGCCCUUCAUUCCUUCACUGACAUAUGCUUUGGAGAUUUUAUUUUCUAUCUGCACCACCUACUGGGGAAUAAGAAGCAUGAGACAACUUGCCUCAGGCCAUCCAAAGCAGAGCUGAGAGAUAUCUAAGACCUUCUAUAUCAACCAGAAAGCGGGCAGCAAUGAAGGGCUGAUUAUAACCCAGUAGCAGAUGCCAACGAUUCUACGCAGAAACAAUUCAGUACUUAAACCUUGGAUAUACUCUUUAUAUCCAAGGGUUUGGAAGGUUUACUCCAAUGGUCAUUAACUUUGACUUAGUGUUUUGAUUAAUUAUUGUCGAUUACUAUUAGAAUCUGAUGUAAUUCUUUUCCUAUCAACUUUGAAUUCAAUACUAUGACCCAAUCCUUUUAAAUAUAUCUUUUGUUAUCACUUUUCAAUUAGGCUAAUGAUAGGAGUGCGACUAUUUAUAUACAAAUUUCAGAUUUUACUUGUGAUGUCUUAUUAAUAUAUGCUGCUUUUCCUUUGGAAUUUAUGGGUCCCACUUAUCUGGGACCACAAACAUGGAAUUACAAGAAGAACUGAAUAAUUAACAUAAGGAACAUUUUCCUCUUACAAGCACAUGACGUGCUUCCUUUGAAAGAACCAUGAUUGACUUGGAAAUCAGAGCAGCAUCAGUUUGAGCUACCAGAGAGCUGAAAGGGCCUCUAGUUGAACUCUGUCAUUAUUGGAUCAGUCUUUGGUGUUUAAUUGAAAUUGAAUCAAUACCUGCUUAUCUGCUUGCUUGAAGAAAGCAAACCCAGAGAUGAAGGGAUUUUCCAAGAUUAUCUCUAUAAUGAUAAGAAAGGCAGGAUUUGAAACCAGAUUUCCUGAUUUUCAAUUUACUAUUCCUUCCUCUGUACCAAGCUGCCUGAAUACAAACACUGAGAAGCAUGGUAUAAUCAAGCAGCAAGAUCAUAAUAAUGCUAUUGACAAUCAGCAACAUCAUUUAUGUAGGACUUAAAACUUUGCAAGGAUACACACAGACUAUAUCUCUAUCUCUAUCUAUCUCUAUCUCUAUCUCUAUCAAUUUACAUCUAUAUCUAUAUUAUCUAUCUAUUUAUAUCAAUACACAUCUAUACCCAUAUUAUCUAUAUCUAUCUAUCUAUCACAUCAGUAUUCCAGACAGCACAUAAGACUGAAGUGACUCAUAACAUUCUGAUUCACAAACAUAACUAGAAGAUAUUUCCAAAAGAGAAAUUCCUUAUGUCGAUGUAAUUUAAGAUCUGAGACAACUGGAACAGGUAAAAACAUAAGGAAGCAUUUAAACAAACGAAUGAAUAAAUGAGUAAAUGAUGUAUUAAUGAGUGAAUAAAAAUACAAUGAAAAGAUGGACAAAUAAAGCAACCAAUAAGCAAGCAAACAAAUAAAUGAAUGUUAGAACAGAAUCAUUAGUGACUUUCCCAAAUGAAUAUGGGCAGCCUGUUGGAUUUCACUACUGAUGAGCUUUCUGGUGGUUCCAUGUUGUUAUAAUUUGUGGAAAUAAAGGUAAAUGGCACAGUAUGCAUACUCCAAGUAUUUGUGUCCAACUCAAUGGUGGACAGGAACUGAGAAGGUGAUUUUAAGAGGAAGACUGAUGGAAACACAGACAUUGGGUCUUUUCUUCUUUAUUUUUUCCAUUUUUUUUUUCUGUUUCUUCAGAAAGCAUUGAGGAUAGUUUCAUUUAUUGAUAAAUUCAGCCUGAGGGAUGCUUUCAUUGAAAGUACUUUCCUUAACUAUAUUCCAUAAUUAUCAUAGUUUUUCAUGACACAGACCAAACUUCUGCUUCCACAGUCUCUGCUUAUGGCUCGUGCCCCUUUCCCUAAUUACAGCCAGAAAAAUAGAAGGAAACUAGGAAAGAGCUAGAGUUGCAGGUAGAUUUUUAGAAUAGGCAUCAUCUCCAGGCCUGGAAAGCUUUUAUUUUUCAAACUGGAAUAGCAGGGGAAGAUGAAAUUUUGCAUUAUGGAAAAAGUAAUAAAUUCUAUCUCCAGCAUCAUAA